CGCCGCUGAUCUUCCACGUCGCACAGAGCGAUGGCACUUGUAUUAUGCCGAAACGUGUAGUCCAGUGUCGAUGCUGAAGUGAGUGGUUUGAAGUGAAAUAAAUUCGUAUUCAUAACAGAAAAGUUAAUUUCAAAACAACGGAACAAAAUGAAGAAAUUCAGCAUUUUUUUAUUAUUAAUUGUUUCACCAAUUAUUCUCACUGUGAACAGAGUUCACGCUCAAGAAGAUGAAAAUAUUGAUGACAUAGUAGACGUCGAAGGGGAAGAUAAUUCCGUAAUAACAGACGAAGAACCUGAAGAAGAAACAACUAAUGCCUCGUCUGAUGCUGAAACUACUAUAUUAUUUACUAGACCUGUUUAUACCGGAUUAUCAACAUUAGAACUACCAGCUGGGAACUUAGUUGAGUUGCUUGUUGGUUUCACCAAUAAAGGUGAAUCAGAUUUUGUUCUUGAAUCUUUGGAUGCAUCUUUUCGUUAUGCAAUGGAUUUUAACUUUUAUAUUCAGAACUUUUCAACUGUUACAUAUAACAAGAUUGUGAAGCCAAAACAUGAGGCAACUUUGGCAUAUUCAUUUAUUCCAUCAGAGAACCUUGCUGGAAGGCCCUUUGGUUUCAAUAUUAAUCUGAAUUACAAAGAUGGUAAUGGCAUCAACUUCAGUGAAGCUGUUUAUAAUGAAACAGUACAGAUUGUAGAAUUAGAUGAUGGCCUUGACGGAGAAACAGUUUUUCUGUACGUAUUCCUUGCUGCGUGUGUAAUACUGAUACUUGUCGGAGGGCAACAACUUCUUUCAUCGCUGGGUCGUAAAUCUCGAUCUUCUACUACUCGUAAAGUACCUAUAGAAACGGGUACAUCCAAUCCUAAUAAUGUUGAUUAUGAUUGGUUACCAAAAGAAACUUUGAAUAGAAUUAAUAAAUCUCCAAGAACUCCGAAACAGAGUCCUAGGCAACGAAGAGCUAAACGAACAGUUGAUUCUGAUGACUGAAUUGUGUUAAUAUGUAUGUAUAUAUAUUAUUUAAAACAGAUAGGUAGGAAGUACGGUUCCACAUUUGUAAUAAUUUCAUAAAAAAAAUUUGUAAGUCUUUUUGUCAAUGACAAACUAAAUGGAGAACAAACGUCUUGUAACUGCUUGUUUCAAACGUUUGAGGUAUAAAUCUUACAUUAUAGCUAAUAAUGAAAAAUCGUAAAAUAAAUUUUAUAAUUUGUGAAUCUAUAUGAUUAAAUGCUGUAUAAUACUAUCAGUAUGAAAAGACACAAAUUAACAAGAUGUUUUAAUUAUUUGCGGUCGAAGUUAUUGUAUUAUUACGAUACAAUUAACUUAUUGCUACUUUAUUACAUGCAAAAAACAUACACAAUAGAAACAUUUAGUAUACAUUCGAUAUUGUUUUUUUAUAAAGUAAAUUUAUAUCCCGUAACAUUCGACCGCGACGUGUUAAAAUAUUCUGCUUCAAAGCUUAUGUAUCAUAUAAAUUUAUCAUGUAUAAAAUUCAAACCUUCAUUCACUAUCACUACAAACGACGUACAUUUCUAUGCCCGUAUUGUAACGAAAU
Messenger RNA from Colletes gigas, 1546 nucleotides. Its product is annotated as translocon-associated protein subunit alpha. The record is from RefSeq and is a predicted model, not a curated record. The transcript is spliced from 5 exons. NCBI's taxonomy places the organism in Eukaryota, Metazoa, Arthropoda, Insecta, Hymenoptera, Colletidae. Bases 148 to 981 code for a protein of 277 amino acids. Gene Ontology annotation, cellular component: endoplasmic reticulum; endoplasmic reticulum membrane.